Messenger RNA from Saimiri boliviensis boliviensis (Bolivian squirrel monkey), 9861 nucleotides. NCBI's taxonomy places the organism in Eukaryota, Metazoa, Chordata, Mammalia, Primates, Cebidae. The record is from RefSeq and is a predicted model, not a curated record.
AAUGAGAAUGAAUCCCAGCCAGCAAAAAAAGAAAGAUACUUAACUAAAGAUGCAGGGAAGUUUUGCCUCUUCCUGAAAAUUAUACUAGUAGUUUUUUAAAAAUCAGGAUGGCUGCUAGUUUUGUUUAAAGUAUUCGUUCUGGAAAUUCUAAAGUUGGAGUCUGGAAGACUGAGGUUAGAAGCAUUUUCUUUGGCAGCAAGAAGAUACUUUUAUAGAAGCCAUGCCUGUUCUUGGGGUUGCCUCAAAACUGAGGCAGCCAGCUGUUGGGUCAAAGCCUGUGCAUAGUGCUCUUCCGAUACCAAAUCUUGGCACGACUGGGUCACAGCACUGUUCUUCAAGACCUUUGGAACUUGCUGAAACAGAGAGCUCCAUGCUUUCUUGUCAGCUUGCAUUAAAAUCAACCUGUGAAUUUGGAGAGAAGAAACCCCUCCAAGGAAAAGCCAAGGAGAAAGAAGACAGCAAGAUUUACACUGACUGGGCCAACCACUACCUUGCAAAAUCGGGCCACAAGCGGCUGAUCAAGGACUUGCAACAAGACAUUGCAGAUGGAGUACUCCUAGCAGAAAUCAUCCAGAUUAUUGCAAAUGAAAAAGUUGAAGAUAUCAAUGGAUGUCCUAGAAGUCAGUCUCAGAUGAUUGAAAAUGUUGAUGUCUGCCUUAGUUUUCUAGCAGCCAGAGGGGUAAAUGUUCAAGGUCUAUCUGCUGAAGAAAUAAGAAAUGGAAACUUAAAAGCCAUUCUAGGGCUGUUUUUCAGUUUGUCUCGCUACAAGCAGCAACAACACCAUCAGCAGCAGUACUAUCAGUCCUUGGUGGAGCUUCAGCAGCGAGUUACUCACGCUUCCCCUCCAUCGGAAGCCAGUCAGGUCAAAACCCAACAAGAUAUGCAGUCCAGUCUGGCAGCCAGAUAUGCAACUCAGUCUAAUCACAGUGGAAUUGCAACCAGUCAAAAAAAGCCUACUAGGCUUCCAGGGCCCUCUAGGGUACCUGCUGCAGGCAGUAGCAGCAAAGGCCAGGGAGCCUCUAAUUUAAACAGAAGAAGUCAGAGCUUUAACAGCAUUGACAAAAACAAGCCUCCAAAUUAUGCAAAUGGAAACGAAAAAGAUUCCUCCAAAGGACCUCAAUCGUCUUCAGGUGUAAAUGGUAACAUGCAGCCUCCGGGUACUGCUGGGCAGCCCCCUGCCUCUGCCAUCCCUUCUCCAAGUGCCAGCAAGCCCUGGCGCAGCAAGUCCAUGAAUGUCAAACACAGCGCCACCUCCACCAUGCUGACUGUGAAGCAGUCAAGUCCAGCCACCUCGCCCACACCAUCUUCAGACAGACUGAAGCCACCUGUCUCAGAAGGGGUCAAAACUGCUCCCUCAGGACAGAAAUCAAUGCUUGAGAAAUUCAAGCUAGUCAAUGCCCGGACUGCUUUACGCCCCCCGCAGCCUCCCAGUUCAGGACCUAGUGAUAGUGGGAAGGAUGAUGAUGCCUUUUCUGAAUCUGGUGAAAUGGAAGGUUUUAACAGUGGCCUGAAUAGUGGCAGCUCAACAAAUAGCAGUCCCAAAGUGUCACCUAAGUUGGCCCCUCCAAAAGCUGGAAGCAAAAAUCUCAGCAAUAAAAAGUCUUUGCUACAGCCAAAGGAAAAAGAAGAAAAGAACAGGGACAAAAGUAAAGUUUGCACUGAAAAAACAGUCAAGGAAGAGAAAGAUCAGGUGACAGAGAUGGCUCCAAAAAAGACCUCCAAAAUUGCAAGCUUGAUCCCCAAGGGCAGCAAGACGACGGCAGCCAAAAAGGAAAGCUUAAUUCCAUCUUCCAGUGGGAUUCCAAAGCCAGGUUCUAAAGUGCCAACAGCAAAGCAAACCAUUUUACCUGGCAGCGCAGCAAGCAAAGAGUCUGAGAAAUUCAGGACUACCAAGGGGAGCCCUUCCCAGUCCUUACCUAAGCCUACGACAAUGGAGAAAGCAAGUGCAUCUAGCUGCCCUGCUCCUUUGGAAGGAAGGGAAGCUGGCCAAGCUUCUGCUUCUGGCUCCUGUUCCGUGUCAGUGGCACAAAGCAGUGGGCAGAGCACAGGAAAUGGUGCUGUCCAGCUCCCUCAGCAGCAGCAACACAGCCACCCGAAUACUGCGACAGUGGCACCAUUCAUUUACAGGGCACAUUCAGAAAAUGAAGGUACCUCUUUACCAUCGGCUGACUCCUGUACCAGUCCUACAAAGAUGGACUUAUCAUAUAGUAAGACUGCUAAGCAGUGCCUGGAGGAGAUAUCUGGUGAAGACCCUGAAACAAGAAGAAUGAGAACAGUUAAAAACAUAGCAGAUUUGAGGCAGAAUUUAGAAGAGACUAUGUCCAGCCUUCGUGGGACUCAGAUAAGCCACAGCACCCUGGAGACAACAUUUGAUAGCACUGUGACAACAGAAGUGAAUGGAAGGACCAUACCCAACUUGACAAGUCGACCCACUCCCAUGACCUGGAGGUUGGGCCAGGCAUGUCCACGACUUCAGGCAGGAGAUGCUCCCUCCCUGGGAGCUGGCUAUCCUCGCAGUGGUACCAGUAGAUUCAUCCACACAGACCCCUCGAGAUUCAUGUAUACCACGCCUCUCCGUCGAGCUGCUGUCUCUCGGCUGGGAAACAUGUCACAGAUGGACAUGACUGAGAAAGCAAGCAGUGACAUGGACAUGUCUUCUGAAGUCGAUGUGGGUGGAUAUAUGAGUGACGGUGAUAUCCUUGGGAAAAGUCUCAGGACUGAUGACAUCAACAGUGGGUACAUGACAGAUGGAGGACUUAACCUAUACACUAGAAGUCUGAACCGAAUACCAGACACAGCAACUUCCCGAGAUAUCAUCCAGAGAGGAGUUCAUGAUGUGACAGUGGAUGCAGACAGCUGGGAUGACAGCAGUUCAGUGAGCAGUGGUCUCAGUGACACACUUGAUAACAUCAGCACUGACGACCUGAACACCACAUCCUCUGUCAGCUCUUAUUCCAACAUCACCGUACCCUCCAGGAAGAACACUCAGCCAAAGACAGAUUCAGAGAAACGCUCCACAACAGAUGAGACCUGGGAUAGUCCUGAGGAACUGAAAAAAACAGAAGAAGAUUUUGACGGCCAUGGGGAUGCUGCUGGCAAGUGGAAGACUGUGUCCUCUGGACUUCCUGAAGACCCUGAGAAGGCAGGGCAGAAAGCUUCCCUGUCCAUUUCACAGACAGGGUCCUGGAGAAGAGGCAUGUCUGCCCAAGGAGGAGCACCAUCUAGGCAGAAAGCUGGAACAAGUGCUCUCAAAACUCCUGGGAAAACUGAUGAUGCCAAAGCUUCUGAGAAAGGAAAAACUCCCCUGAAAGGAUCAUCUCUACAAAGGUCUCCUUCAGAUGCAGGAAAAAGCAGUGGAGAUGAAGGGAAAAAGCCCCCCUCAGGCAUUGGAAGAUCGACUGCCACGAGCUCCUUUGGCUUUAAGAAACCAAGUGGAGUAGGGUCCUCUGCCAUGAUCACUAGCAGUGGAGCAACCAUAACAAGUGGCUCUGCAACACUGGGCAAAAUUCCAAAAUCUGCUGCCAUUGGUGGGAAGUCAAAUGCAGGAAGAAAAACCAGUUUGGAUGGUUCACAGAAUCAGGAUGAUGUUGUGCUGCAUGUCAGCUCAAAGACAAGCCUGCAGUACCGCAGCUUGCCCCGCCCUUCAAAAUCCAGCACCAGUGGCAUUCCUGGUCGAGGUGGCCACAGAUCCAGUACUAGCAGUAUUGAUUCCAAUGUCAGCAGCAAGUCUGCUGGGGCCACCACCUCAAAACUGAGAGAACCAACUAAAAUUGGGUCAGGGCGCUCAAGUCCUGUCACCGUCAACCAAACAGACAAGGAAAAGGAAAAAGUAGCAGUCUCAGAUUCAGAAAGUGUUUCUUUGUCAGGUUCCCCCAAAUCCAGCCCCACCUCUGCCAGCGCCUGUGGUGCACAAGGUCUCAGGCAGCCAGGAUCCAAGUAUCCAGACAUUGCCUCACCCACAUUUCGAAGGUUGUUUGGUGCCAAGGCAGGUGGCAAAUCUGCCUCUGCACCUAAUACUGAGGGUGUGAAAUCUUCCUCAGUAAUGCCCAGCCCUAGUACCACAUUAGCGCGGCAAGGCAGUCUGGAGUCACCGUCGUCCGGUACGGGCAGCAUGGGCAGUGCUGGUGGGCUAAGCGGCAGCAGCAGCCCUCUCUUCAAUAAACCCUCAGACUUAACUACAGAUGUUAUAAGCUUAAGUCACUCGUUGGCCUCCAGCCCAGCAUCGGUUCACUCUUUCACAUCAGGUGGUCUCGUGUGGGCUGCCAAUAUGAGCAGUUCCUCUGCAGGCAGCAAGGACACUCCGAGCUACCAAUCCAUGACUAGCCUCCACACGAGCUCUGAGUCCAUUGACCUCCCCCUCAGCCAUCAUGGCUCCCUGUCUGGACUGACCACAGGCACUCAUGAGGUCCAGAGCCUGCUCAUGAGAACGGGUAGUGUGAGAUCUACUCUUUCAGAAAGCAUGCAGCUUGACAGAAAUACACUACCCAAAAAGGGACUAAGAUAUACCCCAUCAUCUCGGCAGGCCAACCAAGAAGAGGGCAAAGAGUGGUUGCGUUCUCAUUCUACUGGAGGGCUACAGGACACUGGCAACCAGUCACCUCUGGUCUCCCCUUCUGCUAUGUCGUCUUCCGCAGCUGGAAAAUACCACUUUUCUAACUUGGUGAGCCCAACAAAUUUGUCUCAGUUUAACCUUCCUGGGCCCAGCAUGAUGCGCUCAAACAGCAUCCCAGCCCAAGACUCCUCCUUUGAUCUCUAUGAUGACUCCCAGCUUUGCGGGAGUGCCACUUCCUUGGAGGAAAGGCCUCGUGCCAUCAGUCAUUCAGGCUCAUUCAGAGACAGCAUGGAAGAAGUUCAUGGCUCUUCAUUAUCGCUGGUGUCCAGCACUUCUUCUCUUUACUCUACAGCUGAAGAAAAGGCUCAUUCAGAGCAAAUUCAUAAGCUGCGGAGAGAACUGGUUGCAUCACAAGAAAAAGUUGCUACGCUCACAUCUCAGCUUUCAGCAAAUGCUCACCUUGUAGCAGCUUUUGAAAAGAGUUUAGGGAAUAUGACUGGCCGAUUGCAAAGUCUAACCAUGACAGCGGAACAAAAGGAGUCUGAACUUAUAGAACUAAGAGAAACCAUUGAAAUGCUGAAGGCUCAGAAUUCCGCUGCCCAGGCGGCUAUUCAGGGAGCACUGAAUGGUCCAGAUCACCCUCCCAAAGAUCUCCGCAUCAGAAGACAGCAUUCUUCUGAAAGUGUUUCUAGUAUCAACAGUGCCACAAGCCAUUCCAGUAUUGGCAGUGGUAACGAUGCCGACUCCAAGAAAAAGAAAAAGAAAAACUGGGUGAACUCUAGAGGAAGUGAGCUGAGAAGUUCUUUCAAACAAGCCUUUGGGAAGAAAAAGUCCACCAAGCCUCCUUCAUCACAUUCCGACAUUGAAGAGCUUACUGAUUCAUCCCUUCCAGCAUCCCCCAAAUUGCCCCAUAAUGCUGGUGACUGUGGCUCAGCAUCCAUGAAGCCCUCACAAUCUGCCUCAGCGUCACCCCUUGUCUGGCCACCAAAGAAACGACAAAAUGGCCCUGUGAUCUACAAGCAUAGAUCUCGGAUCUGUGAAUGCACAGAAGCUGAGGCAGAGAUAAUUCUGCAGCUGAAGAGUGAGCUCAGAGAAAAGGAAUUAAAAUUAACGGAUAUUCGGCUGGAGGCUCUCAGCUCUGCUCAUCAUCUUGAUCAGAUCCGGGAAGCCAUGAACCGGAUGCAGAAUGAAAUUGAAAUACUGAAGGCUGAAAAUGACCGGUUGAAGGCAGAAACUGGCAACACAGCUAAGCCUGCUCGGCCACCGUCAGAAUCCUCAAGCAGCACCUCCUCUUCAUCUUCCAGGCAGUCGUUAGGACUUUCUCUAAACAAUUUGAACAUCACAGAGACUGUUACCUCAGAUAUUUUGCUAGAUGAUGCUGGUGAUGCAACUGGACAUAAAGAUGGCCGCAGUGUGAAAAUUAUAGUCUCCAUAAGCAAGGGCUACGGUCGAGCAAAGGAUCAAAAGUCUCAGGCAUAUUUGAUAGGAUCCAUUGGUGUUAGUGGAAAAACCAAGUGGGAUGUCUUAGAUGGUGUAAUAAGACGUCUCUUUAAGGAAUAUGUAUUCCGAAUUGAUACAUCCACUAGUCUUGGUCUGAGCUCUGACUGCAUUGCUAGCUACUGUAUAGGAGACUUAAUUAGAUCCCAUAACCUAGAAGUGCCUGAACUGCUGCCUUGUGGAUACCUUGUUGGAGAUAAUAAUAUCAUCACUGUGAACCUCAAAGGGGUAGAAGAAAACAGUUUGGACAGUUUUGUUUUUGAUACGCUGAUUCCUAAACCAAUUACUCAAAGGUACUUUAAUUUGUUGAUGGAGCAUCACAGAAUUAUACUCUCAGGACCAAGUGGUACUGGAAAGACCUAUUUAGCAAAUAAACUUGCUGAGUAUGUAAUAACCAAAUCUGGGAGGAAAAAAACAGAGGAUGCAAUUGCCACUUUUAAUGUGGACCACAAGUCAAGUAAGGAAUUGCAACAAUAUCUAGCUAACCUGGCUGAACAGUGUAGUGCUGAUAACAACGGAGUAGAGCUCCCAGUUGUAAUAAUUCUUGAUAAUCUUCAUCAUGUGGGCUCUUUGAGUGAUAUCUUCAAUGGUUUCCUCAAUUGUAAAUACAACAAAUGUCCAUAUAUUAUUGGAACAAUGAAUCAGGGAGUUUCUUCAUCACCAAAUCUAGAGCUGCAUCACAAUUUCAGGUGGGUAUUAUGUGCAAAUCAUACAGAACCGGUGAAAGGCUUUUUAGGCAGAUAUCUUCGAAGAAAACUGAUAGAGAUAGAAAUUGAAAGGAACAUACGCAAUAAUGACCUAGUCAAAAUUAUCGAUUGGAUUCCUAAGACAUGGCAUCAUCUCAACAGUUUUUUGGAAACACACAGUUCUUCUGAUGUUACCAUUGGCCCCCGGCUUUUCCUUCCUUGCCCCAUGGAUGUAGAAGGUUCUAGAGUGUGGUUCAUGGAUCUCUGGAACUAUUCUUUAGUACCUUAUAUUCUGGAGGCAGUGAGAGAAGGUCUUCAGAUGUAUGGGAAACGCACACCGUGGGAAGAUCCUUCAAAGUGGGUGCUUGACACAUACCCAUGGAGCUCAGCAUCUCUGCCUCAGGAGAGCCCAGCCUUACUUCCACUGCGACCAGAAGAUGUUGGAUAUGAAAGCUGCACAUCCACUAAGGAGGCCACAACCUCAAAGCACAUUCCACAAACUGACACAGAAGGAGAUCCCCUGAUGAAUAUGCUAAUGAAACUUCAAGAAGCAGCCAAUUACUCGAGCACACAAAGCUGCGACAGCGAAAGCACCAGCCACCAUGAAGACAUUUUGGAUUCAUCUCUUGAAUCUACCCUCUAGAGGAUGAAAAAUGUUAGGGGAAAAGACUGCUUUUAAAAAAAUGUUUAAAAAGAAAGGUAUUUUCACUAAACCACUGCCAGUAUAAAAGCACCCUGUCAAGGGCCCUGACCCAGAGUUGUGGUCUCCAAGGAGGCAGCAGAACUAAGUCUGAACCGCCGAGAUGCUAAAUUGCAAUGGAAGCUUAACUUUAGUUAAUUUCUAAGCAUUUUUUAUAUCCAUGGAGUAAUAGAAGGCUCCAUUACUCAACUGGAAAGGACCCUAAUGACAGGGCAACUGAACAGAUUGCACACGGGAUAGCCAAACUGGACUUUCUUUGUUUCCUCUUUAAAAGUUUACAAUGCAGACCAUUUUUUUGUCCUUUCCUUUUGUUUCCUCUGAGGGGCUGUUCUUCCCCAGGCAGGGUCCAUCUUUCUGAUCCAUCCAACCUCCUUUGUGCCACACGGUGCUGGUCCCAGUGCUUCGGUAGUGUUUGUGUUGUGCGCUCACCCCAUUCCAGAACAAAUCCAAAAGGCCAGUCCUCCAUAAGCACAAAUGGAAUUGUGCAACCACCAGAAAAACACUACUAUGGCAAACUGGACAAGUGCCAAUUUAAUUCUAACUGCCAUGUUCUCAUGAUGUGCUCCACCAACUUUUUAGUACAUGAGUCACCAGUUUUAUAAGGUUGUUUUUACCACAGUGGUCUUUUUAAACCACCUGCCCACUCCCUUAACAAGAGUUUUAUACCAAUUAUUAGUCAACACUGACAAAAGGCUUUUUUAGGGCUUUAUUUGUUUGAGCCUUUUCAGUGAAAGAAGGAACAUUUCCUAUGGUGCUGUCUCACUGCCUUAAAACAGAUUUCUACAACAGUUUAACAGUUGGCUUAAAUCCUAAACCAUUGGUAAUUUCCACUGUCUUUUCAUUUACAAUCAAGCAACACCAGUUAACACAGUAGCCUCAUCUCUAUAUAUCUUUCUUUUUUUUUUUUUUUGAAGAAAUGGAUAGGAGAAAGAUCAGUAUUUUUAACCUUGUGAAUAGAUUGUGUUGCCUAUCCUCCAAAAUAUUAAAAUAAUCCAGAAACACUCUUUGACCGUCACUUAAAAGCUAAGACAUGGUGAAAUUCCAUCCAGUUCUAAGUGAAAGAGUUUCAGAAGGCAGGAGAUUUCGAAUUAUCAUCCAGCAGGGCUGGAAGCACUAGAUGCAGCAUGAGCACAACUAUUCGGCUUUCCUUCCCUAUUUUUUUUUUAAUUAGUUUUGACGCAUGUUGUUUUGAUUGCUGUUGUUGUACAUGAGAAAUUCAGCAUUAAAGAACACUGAAGCAGUAAAGUCACUGUGGAAGAGAAAGCGUUUAUACUGUAAAAGAAGGUUAGAUUUGCACAGUCUACUGGGUAGGUAUUGUAAAUAAUAAUUUUUAAAACUUGCACAAAUCAAAACAAACACAAACAAAAGUGUAUUUUAUCCUGUUGGUGUUAAGAGGUGUUUCACUUGCUGAGAUUUCCUGUACAUUGCAAACAAAUACAGAAUGCAAACCCUCAAAGCUGUUAUUAUCUGGUGUGUUUGUCCUGUAUUUACAGUUGUUAUGACUAUGCAGGAGCUAUCAGUGCUAGAGUGAGCAUGCUUCAAAACUGUACAUGAAGCCAAUAUAUUUUUGGAUAAGUAAAACUGUCUGAAAGUACAUCUGUCAUGGCAGGCUUUAAAGAGAGUGCAUGAAAACCGAUCAGUCAUUGGAGAAGUUACCACCAUACACAAAGGACAGGUUUUGAGUUUACGAAACCCAAGGGCUAGGCCAUGGUAUAGACGUUCUAUGCGUGUGUGAAAAUGCGUUGCUUUUAGGAUGUGUAAUUGGUGCUACUCUCUGUGACCACCAAUGGGUCAGUUGCUUAGAAAAACACCACCACCACAAAACAUCUGUGCAGUUUUCAGAGUGUCACUAAGUCUACAGGUCCUUACAAGGUGCUAUUGCCCUAAGGGAAAUCCGAACUGACUUUAUGCACAUAGAAUUGUUACCCUGACUUUGAAGCCUCAAACAUGGAUCAAAUCUGUUGUGAAACAUCAAUAUAUGUAGCUGGAUGAGUGACUAGUUGCCCUUGUAUAAUAUGUGAUCAAAGAAAAUUGCUAAUCUUUCCCUGCCAUUUUGAGAAACACAGUCCAGACAUGAGCAUAAACAGAAUUCCUGCAAUACAUCCCAGUAGGUCCACCUAGUUUACAACUUAAACUAGUUUGUGAAACAUUUGUCUGUAUACAUUUUAUAUUUUGUACAUUUUGAUGUAACAUAUCAUGUAAAUAGGCAGAAACAGUGAAAUAAAUCAUCUGAAAAGUUUUGUAGUCUUUGUAAAGCCCCAACAAUAAGUACUUGGUGUCAAUGGACUUAACUGGAUGAUGUAUUUUCUAUUGGUUUAUUGUUCCUCUAGCUUGUAAACCAGCUUGCAUAUAUUUUUUUGCAAAUGUGCACCCUGUAUCCGUCUAAAUUAUUACUUUGCCAUUAAAGUGGAAUUAUUUAUUGACAA